AUGGAUAAGUGUGGCAGUGCAAUGGAGUUUCUUGAGAACAAGAACAUUUUGAUCACUGGGGCCACUGGCUUUCUUGCCAAGAGUAUUUUUGGUGGAGAAAAUCUUGAGGGUUCAACCAAAUGUCAAGAAACUCUAUUUACUGUUAAGAGCAGCAAACGAGAUGAUAGCUUUGGAACACAGUUGAUAGAAAAAUGCAUUAUUUUGAUUGUAAAGGUGAUAGGAAAGGAUUUGUUUCAAGUAUUAAAGAAGAUGUGGGGUGGAGACUUUGAUACCUUGAUUUCAGAGAAGGUUUGUUUGGUUCCUGGGGAGGUCUCACUCUCAGAAAUGGGAUUGAAAGAUUCAAAUUUGGUAGCAGAGAUGAAGAAUCAAGUGGAACUAAUUGUUAACUUGGCUGCAACGACAAAGUUCGAUGAGAGAUACGACGUAGCAGUUGGCACUAAUACCUUGGGAGUCAAACAUGUCAUAAGCUUUGCAAAGCAGUGUCCAAAUUUGAAACUCCUUGUCCAUAUAUCCACCGGAGAAAGAGGAGGGCUUAUCUUGGAAACUCCAUAUAAAUUGGGUGAGUCUCUUAAUGACAUCCAAGGUCUAGACAUUGCUACAGAACAAAGGGUAGCGGAAGAGAAAUUCAAACAACUUGAAGAGAGUGGAGCUUCGAAAGAAGCUAUAACAUCAGCCAUGAAAGGCUUAGGCCUUGAAAGGGCUAAGAUGUAUGGAUGGCCAAACGUGUACGUAUUUACAAAGGCAAUGGGUGAAAUGGUGAUUAAUGAUGUAAAAAACAAUCUACCAGUGAUCAUUAUCCGACCAACUAUAGUUACAAGACCAUCGACAGUUAUACUGUUGGAUAUGCUACAGGUAACUGUCGGAUAUGCUACAGGAAAACUAACAUGUUUUCUUGCCGGGAUUACUGCAAUUAUUGACUUGGUUCCCGCAGAUAUGGUGGUAAAUACAAUUAUCAUGGCAAUGGUUGCUUAUGAGCUUAAACCAUCUAAUAAAACAAUAUAUCAUGUGGGUUCUUCAGCAAGAAAUUCUAUGAGAUAUAUUGAUUUCCAACGUUUUAACUACCAAUAUUUCACUAAGAAGCCAUGGAUAAACAAAGAUGGAGAUGCUGUGAAGGUUGAGAAGGUUACUGUCUUCAACAAUAUGACCAGCUUCCAAAAAUACAUGAACAUUCGCUACCUAGUUUUUCUGAAGGGAUUGGAAUUUGCGAACAAGGUCUUCUGUCACUCUUUUCAAGACAAGUAUAAUGAUAUGAAGAAGAAGAUCAAUUUUGUGAUGCGGCUCAUCCAACUUUAUCGCCCAUAUCUAUUCUUCAAUACCAUUUUUGAUGAUACAAAUGCAGAAAGGUUGAGAAUGGAUAUUCAGAAGAAAGAUAGAGAAACAGAAACCUUCUUAUUGGAUCCUAAGGAGAUCAAUUGGGAGGAUUACUUCAUGAAUAUACAUUUUCCUGGAUUGGUUAAAUACGUCUUCAAAUGA
Messenger RNA from Cucurbita pepo subsp. pepo (vegetable marrow), 1473 nucleotides. Lineage: Eukaryota; Viridiplantae; Streptophyta; Magnoliopsida; Cucurbitales; Cucurbitaceae. The record is from RefSeq and is a predicted model, not a curated record.